This is a messenger RNA of Trypanosoma grayi, 1101 nucleotides long. RefSeq lists its product as hypothetical. The transcript has a single exon. NCBI's taxonomy places the organism in Eukaryota, Euglenozoa, Kinetoplastea, Trypanosomatida, Trypanosomatidae. The record is from RefSeq and is a predicted model, not a curated record. The coding region runs from base 1 to 1101 and encodes 366 amino acids.
AUGACAACAGCGGCGACCCGGGAGACAACCGCAGAAAGAACUGCAGUAACAGCCGAAUGUGAAGGCGGCUACACAUGGCCGGAGUUUGUGGAGGAAAUGGGGGAGAAGCUCAACGACAAGCGAUCCAUCAUCAUUGCUUCAUCCCCUGAUGUGGCGAAGUCGACCUGUUGCCGGGUUGAUUAUGUAUGCGCUAAAUUCACACCCGCAGAUGGCGACAAGGAUGACACUCCCCUCUCCGCUCUGCAGCACGCCCCACGUGCGACCUUCACCACGGCGGGGAACAUCGAGAAGGCACAGAAGUGUACCUCCGUCUACGGCCGCGUCCCGAUGCUCGUCGUACUCGACAUGGAGGAGGACCACUUCUUUGUGCUCGACCUCAACAGCAGCGCCACGACGGAGGCGGAGAUUGAGGCGUUCCUUCGCGGCGUGGUGCGCGGCAACGAGCCCAAAGCGCUGCAGGGCGCUGCGCCGCCCGCCGACGACCGAUUCGAGCCGACCCACGGCAUCACGCUCACGCACGGGCUCUGCGCUGUCACGUGCAGCAUAGCACGCCUCAAACGGCAGAGGCCCGGCGGUGCGAUCUGCGCGUUUUGGAGCGGCCGCUGUGUGAUGUGCCCUGCGAUACUGAUGCUGCUCGACCGCGUGGUGGGUCUCGUGUGGGAGGCUGCUGCGCGGCACGGCGCGGGGCCGCUCUUCACGUAUAUGGCCUGCAACGUCGACGACAACGAUCUGCCGGAGCAGGACUGGCCGGAUCCGCACCGGCAACUAGUGCCGUCGCUCGUGGCCUACACAGCGGACGGCAAGCGCAUCGUGUACAGUGGGAGGCGCACCGCUCCUCUGCUUGUUUCCUUUCUGUGUGAUAACUGCUUUCCGAGUGGACUGGAGAGCGCCGCACAGAUCAGGAGUGACGCUGUGACGCGCGCAGAGCAGCUGCAAGAAGGCAAUCCGUGCAGUGGCACCGCCGCCGUCUCUGCCGCCACUCCCGCGAAUGAGGCGCCAGACCGUAGCAAGGACGAGAAGGCCAAGAGGAAUGGUGACUCUUCCGAUAGGGCCGAGGAGACUGGGAGGAAAAGGCCGCGCUGCUAUGGGGGUGACCAAUAG